CCUUGGGGAGGUUACUUACCUUCUCCGUCUCAACAACUUCUGUAAAAUCUGUAACAUGAGAUUGUUUCUGAGGGUUAAAUGAGCAUAGCACAGUGGGGACACUGUCAGGCACACACUACUUGCCAGAUGUCGAGUAUUCAUCUUUAUUGAAAUAGGACUGUGGUAAGCCACUUUAUGGCUCUCGAUUUUGUAUGAGAAAAUCAUGCUUAGUACCUUGUUAGUAAAAGAAAGAAAACCUGAAAGUCCCUGCCAUGGAAGGAAGAAAUAGUGGGGAGAAAAGGGAGUUGGUAAGUUUCAGCAUUUCAGAGCUUGGAGGGACAAGUUAGGUUUCUAUUUUAUGGAGAAGGAGGUGGAGGCAGGAUGGGUCCUAAGGUGUCAUUCAACACACACAGCCAUAACUCUUUAUUGAGAGUAGAGCUAGGGCCCCAGGGAUUGCUGUGGUCAAGUUGCGGACAAAAAUGACCACUCGUUGGAAGACAGGAGAGGAGUGUUUAGUUACAAAAGCAGUCAACAAUUCAGGUGUAUCUAUAUUCAGUCAGCAAAUAAAAGUUGUUCAACUUGGUUGCUAAUGGGACCCACUCUACUGAGGCUUUGUAUAGAACUCAUAGAGGAAGAUGGCUUCAAGUAAUGAACUACCCUGUGCUUUUCUUAGGACUAAAAUCUCAGGAAGCUGGUGAUGAAUGAAAACCUUAGUCCCACUGGCACUGCACGAGGGGCCAGGAGAGCAGCAGCAUCAUAAGCCACAGGGUGGGGCAGCCAAGGCAGGGGCAUUCUGAGCUGUUGGGGAGGGGUGGCAGGCAGGGUGGGGCACUGUGAGCUGUCGGGGAGGGCAUUGUGAAGUGUGGGGUGGGGCAUUGUGUGCCACAUGCCUGGGCUCCCACCUGGGACCAGUGGGCUUCAGUCUGUAGGUGACUACGGAAGGAGGAGGAGCUCCAUCUGUUCUCUCUUCAGGCAGUUGUUGUGUCUCUCAGCGCUUGUUGGGUUCACAACCUAUUAAAUAAGCUGGCUGGUCUUCACCCUCCCAGACAAGUCAACUCAGGGGAGGCAGCAGGGUGCGGGCCUUGGCCUGCAGCCCUAGCCGGGGCCGGGGCUGCGGCUGGGGCCAGGGCUGGUGCCCGGGGCCGCGCUGUGAGGUGGGCAGGCGAGGAGCGGGAAGACCAUCUCUGCAAGUGCAGCAUAGCCUUGGCCUAGGACAGCGGGAGUGCGUGGCCAAAGCUGUGAGCAGAGGCACAGGUGGUGGCAGACAGUAGAGGCGCCCCAUGGGGAACAUACUGACCUGUCGUGUGCACCCUAGCGUCAGCCUCGAGUUUGACCAGCAGCAGAGGUCGGUGUGUCCCUCUGAAUCUGAGAUCUAUGAGGCAGGAACUGGGGACAGGAUGGCAGGAGCGCCCAUGGCUGCUGCUGUACAGCCUGCUGAGGUGACUGUUGAAGUUGGUGAGGACCUCCACAUGCACCACAUUCAUGACCGGGAGAUGCCUGAAGCUUUGGAGUUUAACCUUUCUGCCAAUCCAGAGUCAAGCACAAUAUUCCAGAGGAACUCUCAAACAGAUGCUUUAGAGUUUAACCCUUCUGCCAAUCCAGAGGCAAGCACAAUAUUCCAGAGGAACUCUCAAACAGAUGUUAUAGAAAUAAGAAGAAGCAACUGUGCAAACCAUGUAUCUACUGAGCGUUUCAGUCAACAAUACGGCUCGUGUUCGACAAUAUUCCUUGAUGACAGCACAGCCAGCCAGCAUUAUCUUACAAUGACAAUAAUAUCUGUGACCUUGGAGAUACCUCAUCAUAUCACACAAAGGGAUGCAGAUAGAUCUUUGAGGACACUUGAUGAACAGUUACACUCAUUUGCGCUAAGUGGCACUUUUAUUGAGGUUUCCACCGUGCACAUUACGAAGAAAAGAAAUGGAGGUGGGAGUUUAAAUAACUAUUCCUCCUCCAUUCCAUCGACUCCCAGCACCAGCCAGGAGGACCUUCAGUUCAGUGUUCCUCCCACUGCCAACACACCCACGCCCGUUUGCAAGCGGUCCAUGCGCUGGUCCAACCUGUUUACAUCUGAGAAAGGGACUGACCCAGACAAAGAGAGGAAAGCCCCGGAGAAUCACGCUGACACCAUCAGGAGCGGCAGAGCCAUCCCCAUUAAACAGGGCAUGCUCUUAAAGCGAAGUGGGAAAUGGCUGAAGACAUGGAAAAAGAAAUAUGUCACCCUGUGUUCCAAUGGCGUGCUCACCUAUUAUUCAAGCUUAGGUGAUUAUAUGAAGAAUAUUCAUAAAAAAGAGAUUGACCUUCAGACAUCUACCAUCAAAGUCCCAGGAAAGUGGCCAUCCCUAGGCACAUCGGCCUGCGCACCCAUCUCCAGCUCUAAAAGCAAUGGCCUAUCCAAGGACAUGGACACCGGGCUGGGUGACUCCAUAUGCUUCAGCCCCAGUAUCUCCAGCACCACCAGCCCCAAGCUCAACCCGCCCCCCUCUCCUCAUGCCAAUAAAAAGAAACACCUAAAGAAGAAAAGCACCAACAACUUUAUGAUUGUGUCUGUCACUGGCCAAAUGUGGCACUUUGAAGCCACGACGUAUGAGGAGCGGGAUGCAUGGGUCCAAGCCAUCCAGAGCCAGAUCCUGGCCAGCCUGCAGUCAUGCGAGAGCAGUAAAAGCAAGUCCCAGCUGACCAGCCAGAGUGAGGCCAUGGCCCUGCAGUUGAUCCAAAACAUGCGUGGGAACUCCCACUGUGUGGACUGUGAGACCCAGAAUCCUAAGUGGGCCAGUUUGAACUUGGGAGUCCUCAUGUGUAUUGAAUGCUCAGGAAUCCACCGCAGUCUUGGCACCCGCCUUUCCCGUGUGCGAUCUCUGGAGCUGGAUGACUGGCCAGUUGAGCUCAGGAAGGUUAUGUCAUUUAUUGGCAAUGACCUAGCCAACAGCAUCUGGGAAGGGAGCAGCCAGGGGCGGACAAAACCCUCAGUAAAGUCCAUGAGGGAGGAGAAGGAACAGUGGAUCCGUUCCAAAUAUGAGGAGAAGCUCUUUCUGGCCCCACUACCCUGCACUGAUCUGUCCCUGGGCCAGCACCUGCUGCGGGCCACCGCUGAUGAGGACCUGCAGACAGCCAUCCUGCUGCUGGCACAUGGGUCCCGUGAGGAGGUGAACGAGACCUGUGGGGAGGGAGACGGCUGCACGACGCUCCAUCUGGCCUGCCGCAAGGGGAAUGUGGUCCUGGCACAGCUCCUGAUCUGGUACGGGGUGGACGUCAUGGCCCGAGAUGCCCACGGGAACACAGCGCUGACCUACGCCCGGCAGGCCUCCAGCCAGGAGUGCAUCAACGUGCUUCUGCAGUACGGCUGCCCCGACGAGUGCGUGUAGUAUCUGUUUUAUUUGACUGCAGUCUCCUUGGUGCAAAAACAAAAUGGGAAAAAUAAGGAUAACUCAGAAUUUCAAAAGGAAAUCACAAAUUCAGCUAGUAAUAGCAUUUUCAGUACUUUUCGUAAACUAAGUAAAUACACAAAAUGUUGAUUUUUCUGACCAUAAGACAUAUUUUAUGUCCUUUUGCCAAGGUGGAUGUGUUAGUCUCAGGCCCUCCUGGCCACAUUGCCCAAGUCACACAGGCUUCUGUAUUAUGUAUUUAGAUAAAAUGUGUGAAAAUAUAUUUGAAAAAAAGUUCAUAAAUAUGCAUUGAUUUUUGUACACAUGGCACCUCUUUUUCAUUUUUAUUUUUAUUUUUUUUUUGGAUGAUGUUUUGCUCUGUUGCCCCAGCUGGAGUGCAGUGGCGUGAUAUCUGCUCACUGCAAGCUCUGCCUCCCGGAUUCACACCAUUCUCCUGUCUCAGCCUCUCAGGUAGCUGGGACUACAGGUGCCUGCCACCACACCUGGCUAAUUUUUUGUAUUUUUAGUAGAGACGUGGUUUCACCAUGUUAGCCAGGAUGGUCUCGAACUCCUGACCUCAUGAUCCACCUGCCUCGGCCUCCCAAAGUGUUGGGAUUACAGGCGUGAGCCACCGUGCCCAGCCCAUGGCACCUCUCUUAAUUUAUAAAUUGAACUGGAUGUGAAGUAAUGUCAGCUAGUUGAGAUAAGAGAGUUACAGUUCGGCUGGGCGCAGUGGCUCACACCUGUAAUCCUAGCACUUUGGGAGGCCUAGGCGGACUGAUCACCAGGUCAGGAGAUCGAGACCAUCCUGGCUAACAUCAUGAAACCCCAUCUCUACUAAAAAAUACAAAAAAUUAGCUGGGCAUGGCCAGGCGUGGUGGCUCACACCUGUAAUCCCAGCACUUUGGGAGGCCGAGGCAGGCGGAUCAUGAGGUCAGGAGAUCAAGACCAUCCUGGCUAACAUGGUGAAACCCCAUCUCUGCUAAAAAUACAAAAAAAAAAAAAAAAAAAAAAUUAGCCAGGUGUGGUGGCGGGCACCUGUAGUCCCAGCUACUCGGGAGGCUGAGGCAGGAGAAUGGCAUGAACCCAGGAGGCGGAGCUUGCAAUGAGCUGAGAUUGCACCACUGCACUCCAGCCUGGGCGACCAAGCGAGACUCCAUCUCAAAAAAAAAAAAUUAGCUGGGCGUGGUGGCGGGCACCUGUAGUCCCAGCUACUUGGGAGGCUGAGGCAGGAGAAUGGCAUGAACUCAGGAGGCAAAGCUUGCAGUGAGCAGAGAUUGUGCCACUGCACUCCGGCCUGGGCAACAGAGCGAGACUCGGUCUCAAAAAAAAAGAAAAAGAGGGUUACAGAUCAUUGCACAUGGAAAAUAUUCCCAGCAGUAAACACUUCCAUUAAUGUGAUCUACAGCUUUUAAAAAGGAGCAUCUCAGAAUAAGAUGGUGGUACAAUUUGCUUAUUGAGAAAGGAAAAAAAAACACGAGUAUAUUACAAAGGGAAAAGAAGGAAUGUGAUUUCUCAUGAUUGAAAGCUUGAUUUAGAUUGCAUACAGCUUUUGCUACCCAAGACCAAGAGGCUCUGGCAAGACAGGGUGGUUUUCCGAAUGCCAGACCGAGGUGCCUUAGGAAGGCAGCUGCCGAUGGUUCCAGAUGUAGAGAGAUAGGUGAUGCAGGAGGGAAAGCUGGAUUGGAAAAGGGAGAGUUUUGUAGACGGGCUACGCUCAUUGUGCCUUUGAAAGAGCAGAGCCGGCAGCCUCUAGUCAUCAUUUGGAUAUACAGGACUAGAGCAUGAAUCUGAUGUAGAGCUACAGAAUGAAGAGCAACAGCAGCUGUUGAAAUACCGAGAAAGUGUGUAGAAUGAAAUUGGACAAGCCAAGCAUGGUGGUUUCAUGCCUUUAGUCCUAGCUACUUCGGAGGCUGAGGUGGGGGAAUUACUUGAGCUCAGCAGUUUGAGUCCAGCCUGGGCCAGAUGGUGAGACCCUGUAUCUUAAGAAAAGAAAAAAUAAGACCAGGUACAGUAUCUCAUGCCUGUAAUCCCAGCACUUUGGGAGGCCAAGUUGAGAGGACUGCUCGAGUGUAGGAGUUCAAGACCAGACUGGGCAAUAAAGUGAGACGCAUUUCUACCAAAAAAAAAAAAAUCAAGAAAUUAGCUGGACAUGGUGGCACAUGCCUGUGGCCCAAGUUACAUGGCAUGGCAGGCUGAGGCAGGAAGAUCACUUGAGCCCAGGUGGUGGAGGCUGCAGUGACCCAUAUUCAUGCCACUGCACUCCAGCCUGGGCAACAGAGUGAGACCCUCUCUCAAAAAGAGAUAAAGUAGACAGAAAAUAGGUCAGUAAGGACUAAUCAUUUAAGGGACAAGCCCCCAGAAGAGUGGCUACUAGAGUGGGAGGAGGAAAAGCAGAAAGAGAAAGAGUUGAAGAUAGGCGAGGCUGUGGUCCCAGUGCUGAAUUCUGCCAAGCAGUGACUUGAUUCAUGAACACUCACUGGAUGCUGACUCUGUUGCUCUUCUGAGUGCUGGGGUAGAGGAGAGGUGGAGCACAGUUCUUGCUUUUAUGAGCUUAUGUUCUAGGAAGUUCAAGUAUUUUUUCAGGUAGUAUGAAAUAGCAGGAAGAGGAAGCAGGCUGAAGGGACACAGAGUGAUUGGGGGCUAUUUUAAGUAGAAUGAUAAGGAAGAGCCUGUCUAGAGAGCUAUUUGAACAGUGACCUGACUGAAGGGACAACAGAAAGCAGUGCUGACAUUACAGGUAGCAGGAUGACUGCCAAGACAGAAACGCAUUUCAUAUGUGUUUGAGGAACAAACAGCAAGGUGACCAGCAUGGGGAGAGUGAAAAAUGAGGGAAACCUUGAAUGAGAAUAAAGCAAUUCCAUCUUGGAUGCUAAUCUGCCAUGUUCUGAUUAAUUCCAGUUCCAAGAAUUCAUCUAUGAUUUCUAUUUUAUCUUUUUAAAAAAUAUAUUUUUUAUUUUUUGAGACUGAGUCUCACUCUGUCUCCCAGAUUGGACUGCAGUGGCACAAUCUCAGCUCACUGCAAACUUCACCUCCUGGGUUCAAGCGAUUCUCCUGCCUCAGCUUCCCGAGUAACUGGGAUUACAGGCGCCUGCCACCACGCCUGGCUAAUUUUUGUAUUUGUAGUAGAGACGAGGUUUUACCAUGUUGGCCAGGCUGGUCUGGAACUCCUGACCUCAGGUGAUCUGCCCACCUUGGCCUCCCAAAGAGCUGGGAUUACAGGCGUGAGCCACCAUGUCUGGCCAUACACAUCCCUGCUGAAGCCCGCAUUACCCUUUCCCUAUUCUAUAUAAGCCCUGGGUCGGGGAGGUGGGGGUAAUGGUGCAGGGAUCCACCAUCUUAUCUUGGUGCCAUCCCUGACUUGGCUUCUGUUCAUAAACGCCUAUUAAAUGUUUCUUUCUGAGAAA
This is a messenger RNA of Pan troglodytes (chimpanzee), 6748 nucleotides long. RefSeq names its product arf-GAP with GTPase, ANK repeat and PH domain-containing protein 5. Gene Ontology annotation, biological process: activation of GTPase activity. Bases 1260 to 3341 code for a protein of 693 amino acids. Gene Ontology annotation, molecular function: protein binding; GTPase activity; GTPase activator activity. The transcript is spliced from 9 exons. The record is from RefSeq and is a predicted model, not a curated record. Lineage: Eukaryota; Metazoa; Chordata; Mammalia; Primates; Hominidae.